AUGAAAGGAAACUUGGAAAUUGUUCAGAUGUUGGUGGAGUCAGGUGCUCUUUUGGACAGACAAACUAAAGAUGGCAGAACAGCUUUAUAUUUAGCUGUGCAAGAAGGGCAUGUUGAUGUUGUUGAAUAUUUGACGGAUCAAUACCCAAAAGCAUUGUUGAUAGAGACAAAUUCAGGUCGUUUACCCACGCAAGCGGCCGCUGCUUUGUCCUCACCUUUGUCAAAAGAAGGCUAUGAAAUAACUCGCUAUUUACUGUCUCAUUCAUCUGGUCUUACAAUCAAUGACGAUGGCAGCAAUAGCUUGAUAGGACAUCGUGAUAAAUCAGGCCGAGAUAUUUUGCUUGAUGCUACUGUAUCACAAAAUUUAGAAUUAUUGCAGUUUCUGUUGAACCAAGGAGGAGCUGAUGCCAAUGAUAUUGACUCGUUGGGCCGAACGAUGAUGCAUCAUGCUGCCAUAAUGGGGCAUUUGGAUGUUUUGAAAUUGCUAAGUAAAAUCGAAGGAGAACUACAAUGGAAUGCAACGGAUACAUGGGACUCUUGGACUCCUUUGAUGCAUGCAGCGAAGGAAGGACAUGAGGAAGUCGUAAGGUAUUUGGUAGAGGUUAUUAAAGUCGAAACAUACCAGAAGGAUAAACAAGGAAGGACAGCAAAGGAUUUAGGUAUUUGUUUGUUCAUGUAA
This is a messenger RNA of Mycotypha africana, 678 nucleotides long. Its product is annotated as ankyrin repeat-containing domain protein. The record is from RefSeq and is a predicted model, not a curated record. The coding region runs from base 1 to 678 and encodes 225 amino acids. Lineage: Eukaryota; Fungi; Mucoromycota; Mucoromycetes; Mucorales; Mycotyphaceae. The transcript has 2 exons. Gene Ontology annotation, molecular function: protein binding.